Molecule: messenger RNA, 1656 nt
Organism: Pocillopora damicornis (cauliflower coral)
Lineage: Eukaryota; Metazoa; Cnidaria; Anthozoa; Scleractinia; Pocilloporidae
Product: ubiquinol-cytochrome-c reductase complex assembly factor 1
Biological process (GO): mitochondrial respiratory chain complex III assembly
Cellular component (GO): mitochondrion
Source: RefSeq, a predicted model, not a curated record
GGCCUGGGUUUGUGUGUCUACCGCUGACGAAGCGCUGUCACAUGUGUUGCAUAAUAUGGCGGCUUUGAUGUUUUUAUCAAGCUAGGAGAUGUACUUUGUGAAAUCUAUCAUCUUCAAAUAAUCUGGCUCUUGUGUGUUAAAUUCAGAAUGCUUUCAGUUGGUAGCAAAUUGAUUUUCGCAUCUGCUGGGACAUUCAGACGGUCAUUGCUGUCGAAGAAUGUUUUUAAUCCAAAGAUUGUCCAGGUUCCACUGAGCUGCUUGGCGUGUGGAAAGGUUCAGGUAUUGCAAAAUGAACAUGAAGUCAAGGGUAUAAAGACCAGAUUCAUACUGAACAAUGCUAGUGCUUACAAAAGAAGAUUCCAGUCGACAGCUCCGGGAUCUGAAGGCACUGUUGGUGCAAUAGAAAAUAAAGAAAAUGGUGGAACAUGGAUUGACAAAAUCAUCAAGGUUUUGAAAGUAGUAGCUGCACCCUUAGUGAACAAAACAGUUUUAGUGGGUGGUGCAAGGAACAUGUAUGAGUGUUGUGUGGAAGGAAUGAAUUUUGAGGAGUUCUUUGAAGCUCUCGAAUUACCUGACACAUUGCAGUCAUGGUUUCUUGUGCUUCACCUUCACAUUUGGAUGUGUUUGGUGCGGCUCAAAGCUGAGGGUAAAGAUGGGAGAUACAUGUACAAGACACUUGUUAGGAUGAUGUGGCUUGAUGUGGAGGAAAGAAUUGAUAACUUAGGGACCAUUGACUCAGUUCAGAAGCGAGAUACCUUGCUAGUGUUACAGCAGCAGUUCAAUGGUCUAUCAAUUGGAUAUGAUGAGGGUUUGCUGUGUGAUGACAGAGUCCUGGCCACAGUUUUAUGGAGAAACUUGUUUCAGAACAAGAAUCGCACAGAUGCUGAGCAGCUCGGCCGGCUGGUGGAGUAUGUCAGAAAAAACAUUCAACAUUUGGACAGCCUUCCCACCGAACAUGUCCUACAAGACGGAAGAAUCACAUGGCUUCCUUUGAAUGAGCAGUUUGAGGAAGGAGACAAGGAGGAUAAUGAUUGAUUUGGACUGACUUUUUGAAGUUCAGACUUGCAGGCAGUGGACUGAAUUUCAACCAACACGACUUUCAAUUGAUUUUUUUUUGUCAAGCUCAUCCAAUUUGACUUGUCUCUCAGGUCGAAUUUAAAAAGCCUUGUUUACAGCAGUAAGUUUUACUUGAGAAUUGUUGGUGUGGUUUUCUCUUUCGCUCUCACGCUUAAAAAAUUGUCGAGACCAAGGAACAGCGAUGCUAUUUUGUUAGGUUCAAAACUAUGCUUCAGGCGAAUGAAAUUUGUUACGUGAUAUUUAAAUACAGUAGGAUAUCCGCGAAAACCUAAUGAGCUGUUAAAAAGGUAAAAAAAAGGAUCACUAAACUAGGAAAAAGAUUGAUAUUAACUUUCAACUAUUUUGAUUUCUGUUGUUUAUGGUGAAGAGCAAAAAUUUUGCAAGGGAAUGUACUGGAAACAACUCACCUUUCGUCUGUAAUUUUUACUUUCAUCACGGGGAAUAAAUUAUAGUUCGCUUAUAUCAUUUCCUUCUUCUUGUUUUUCUGCUGUAACUGUAAAGUUAAAAAUUCAGUGGCCCAAUGUAUUUAAUUUAGAAAAGAUUUUGUACAUAAUAAUAAUCGUUUUCACAUCCAACAAA